Nestor notabilis (Kea) is the source of this 173-nucleotide messenger RNA. RefSeq names its product cytochrome c oxidase assembly factor 5. Gene Ontology annotation, biological process: mitochondrial respiratory chain complex IV assembly. The transcript is spliced from 2 exons. The annotation marks the transcript as partial. Gene Ontology annotation, cellular component: mitochondrion. Lineage: Eukaryota; Metazoa; Chordata; Aves; Psittaciformes; Psittacidae. The record is from RefSeq and is a predicted model, not a curated record.
CUGCUGUGAUCCAUUACCUUUAUAAUCCUUUGUUUUUCGUCUCACAGGAAAACAAAACCCCGAAGCAGUGCUUGAGGGAAGGACACUGUAGAAGUUUGCAAAUGACGUUUUUUGCAUGCAAAAGAUCGAUGUUGGAUACCAGGGCAAGAUUCAGAGGAAGGAAAGGAUACUGA